Macrosteles quadrilineatus (aster leafhopper) is the source of this 5250-nucleotide messenger RNA. It is a transcript of the gene Unr, whose product is annotated as cold shock domain-containing protein E1. The coding region runs from base 454 to 3333 and encodes 959 amino acids. The transcript is spliced from 15 exons. The record is from RefSeq and is a predicted model, not a curated record. Gene Ontology annotation, molecular function: nucleic acid binding. NCBI's taxonomy places the organism in Eukaryota, Metazoa, Arthropoda, Insecta, Hemiptera, Cicadellidae.
AUUACAUUCAAUAUGGCGGCAUGUCGUCAGUGCUAUGCUGUGUUGUGCUUGUGUAACUGAGGGAUUCAACAAAAGCAACAAGUGAGUGAACUGUAACUUGAAGCAACAAGCAAGUAAUAAGGAAACACAAUCUGAACCCAGCAAGCAUUGACAACAUCUGAGGAUUUUGUAACCAUUUAGUUAUCAAUUAGAAUUUGGAUUUUUGUUACUGCACCUUUAAUUAGUUUAACGACUGCGAGUGAAUAACCGAAGUGACACCUAGGAAUGCUCGAGACUCUGUGGAUUUAACUUUGUAAAUAUAUUAUAUUUUUAAAAUGUUUUACAAUUUUUUUAUUACUAUUGCGUUAAGGGAAGUGUUGUAGAUAUCCUGUUGAAAAGCGGUGUUGUAUACAAAGACAAAACUGUGAUAGUCAGAUAACAAAAAAGCCGAGUUUCAACAAGAAAAAAAAAACAAUGUCAAACAAUCCUCAGUGGAAAUCUUUCCAGCCGCCAGCCAUGAACUCUGAUUCAUCAAUUCUUGACUUAGCAAAAUCUUUGACCUUACAAAAUAACGCACCUCCAUCAUCUAACUAUAGAAACCCUGCUAACGGUUCCGGUUUUAACUCUAGCAACAACUUCCAUCCGGUGUCGAACAUCAAGAACAACCUUUCCAACAAUGUAUUCAGUAAUACUUCGAGCAAUUUUUCAAAUUACAAUGCCUAUCCAACAAACAACUCCAGGUUUCCUCAGAUCGGAACUUUCUCUUCCGACUCUACAGACAUGUACGGUGGAGACAAUCCUCCCGUAAGCAACUCGUACAACUCAUCAUCCAACAACUCUAACUCUACCUACAAUGAUUCCUCUUUGAACAAUCAAGGCACCCGAGAGACUGGGAUUAUUGAAAAACUUCUGCAUUCAUACGGAUUUAUUCAGUGCUGUGAACGACAGGCUAGACUGUUUUUCCAUUUCAGUCAAUUCAGUGGAAAUAUUGAGCAUUUAAAAAUUGGUGAUCCAGUGGAAUUUGAAAUGACAUAUGACCGCAGGACUGGAAAACCGAUAGCUAGCACAGUAACCAAAAUAGCGCCAGAAGUUGUGUUGAGUGAAGAGAGAGUGACAGGCACUGUGACAACAGAACUGCGGUCAGACGGCUCGGUAGGCGACACUCAGGGCAGGAUCAGCUACGAGAACCGAGGGGAAUGCUUCUUCCUACCUUACAACAAGGAUGAUGUUGAAGGCAACGUUACACUGCGCUCUGGGGACAAAGUCAGCUUUCAGAUUGCAACUAACCAACGUGGCAACUUGGGGGCGAGUCACGUACGGUUAGAAAACCCGGCACAUCCUGUGAAGUAUCAGGGAGUCGUGUGCUCCAUGAAAGAAUCAUUUGGCUUCAUCGAACGGGCUGACGUAGUCAAAGAAAUUUUCUUUCACUUCUCUGAAAACAAAUCAAAGGACGAUCUGCAGUUGGGAGACGAUGUUGAAUUCAUCAUUCAAACAAGAAACAUGAAGUCUCCCUUGAACAUCGAUGGACCUGUCAUACCCGUACUUACGAAGUCACCCAUGCCCUAUGUAGAUCCGGCAAUUAUUGUUCAGGGAAAAGAGGUGGCUUGCAACAUCACCACUCUGCCUGGGGGCUCCGUGGUGUUUGAAGAUGUGGCGGACGACAUAGUGAAGGGUCAAGUGUUGAAGCCUGUGGAGCGGGGACUGCAGGCCAGACAGCACCAGAACGAUCCCUUACCCGGCCGCAUCCGGUACAGAGCUCCGGACCACUCGGAGGUAGAGAUACCCUUCGGCGACAAGGAUCAGAAGAGAGAUUUUACAUUAAGACAUGGUGACUGGGUGCAGUUCAGAAUUGCAACUGAUCGCAGAGACCAACUGCAGCGAGCCACCACUAUCUCCCUACUGCCAGAGUCCUUUGUUGUGUCCGGAGAGAAGCGAGAGCAGGGCGUGGUUGUGGCGCUCAAGGAAGGUUUUGGCUUUCUCCGCUGCGUCGAGCGGGAGCCAAGACUUUAUUUUCACUUCAACGAAGUGCUGGACAUUGACAGAGAGAUUGCGUUGAACGAUGAAGUGGAAUUUACCGUUGUUCAGGAGCCAAACUCUUCGUCGACCUAUGGCAGUAACAGCCGGCAGAGUGCUGUGCGUAUCAAGCAUCUACCGCCUGGGACUGUCAAGUUUGAGACGCUGGUAGAGGAAGGCCUGAGUGGAGUGGUCACCAAGGAACCUCCUUCAUCCUGGGGCAGUCGUAGUCCUACCAAAAACAACUCUUUGUCGCCAGGAAGUAAUGAGAAGCCCCCAGAGCCCGGCACCAUCACGUACCAAAGUAACGGAACUAAGAAAACUAUUCCAUUUUACUAUAAAGACUGUGAUCCAAGGAAUACACCUCACCAAAAUGACAAGGUGGAAUUUUCAAUUAGUCAAGUAAAACGUAAUAAGGAGCUAAUCGCAACUAAUAUUGUAACAAAACCACAAGCUCAGUCAGUGCCUAUGAAGAACGGGAUCUCUAACUCUAGUCCCAUCUGUCAAGGUUUCGUUGCUGCCCUUAAAGAUGGUUUUGGUUUCAUUGAAACUAUUGCUCACGAUCGAGAAGUGUUCUUCCAUUUCAGCAAUUUCGAGGGUGACUCGGCCACCCUGGAGGUUGGCCAGGAGGUUGAGUACACGCUGGGGUCACGUGGGUCCUCAGGCAGCUGUAAGUCUGCGGAGAAUGUACGGGUGCUGCCUCCUGGCACCAUCCGCGCUGACGUCACUGUGGCGGACGAGGUGUUGGAGGGGUUUGUGGUGCGGCCGUUACGCAGUGUCAACCCUGACCAGCAACAUUACUCGGGACUAAUCUCGCUGGAUCCAGAAGGAGAAGAGAACGGUAGCGGGUAUGACUUUGGCAUCACGUCAUUGACCAACAAGCGGGAGCUGCUGCAGGUCGGCGACCCCGUGCAGUUCCAGGUAGACUCCGACGGGCGAGCUGCUAAUGUCACUGCCAUCCGGGCCAAGAAAAAAGCCACCGUCGAGUCUAUCAAGGAUAGCUACGGGUUUCUCAAUUAUGAAGUGGAAGAAGGCAAGAAACUGUUUUUUCACAUGUCUGAAGUUAAAGAUCGGGAAAAGCUUUCACCAGGAGACACAGUUGAAUUUGUUUUGGUCACAAACAACAGGAGCAAGAGGUCUUAUGCGACUAGUGUAGCAAAACUGAGCGGGGAGGCUGCAGUAGGUCAGCGUCCUGAGCGUCUCAUCUCUCGUCUGCGCACCAUCUCCGUGGACGACGGACCCAAGUUGACAGUGAUGCGGCAGCCACGCGGACCCGACGCCACCAAGGGCUUCUCUGCGUCCCAUCGUGUCCCUCGCUCCCCUGGGAUCGUGCUAGAAUAGUUCCACCUUUUCUGCGUUUCCAAUUCCCGUUCUCCGUAACUUACUCAUCUCCACACAGUGUAAUUCUCCUUUCGCUUCUCGAGUGUAGAGGUAAUCUCGCAUCGCCCGUUCUAGUCAGUCAUGAACAAAACCAGACAAAUGCCUUUUUGUUUUUUUUUUUCUCUCAAUUCAUCCUGACCACUUAGGGAAUUGGAAACUCGCCCUCGAUAAGUUUGUAUAUUUUUUAUAUGUUCUGUUAUUAUCGUAUCCGGGACACUAACAAAUUCGAGAGAUUCGUAUUUAUAAAGUAUAUCGAACUGGGAACUUAAGCCUUAAAAAAUUUUUAUUUGUAAAGAACAAAAAUCUUUUAGUUGCAAAUUUUUUUACCCGAGUUGAAAAUGCUUAGUCAUAGCAAUAGUUAUUGUAUUGUUGGAUGGUAUGUUACAAUGGAAAUUGUGAUUUGUAAAAUGCCUUCGAUUUUUAAAUUGUAAUCCAUUACGGAGGAUAUUCUUCAGUUCAAAAGUUCAUGAUCGGUAACAAUCGAACAUCAGUGCCCACAUUAACUGUAACCGUAGUGUUCUAUAUAAUAAGUUUGGCUCUCAUUACAAGUGACUGUUAGUUAUGUAGUUUCAUUAAUAUUAUUUACUCUUACAUCUAGUUACAUACAAAUGCAAAAGAAUGUCGAUGUUACUUAACUAAGGUCUGAUAUCCAUAAUAGGAUAACUAUACUUUAUAUAUGCUUGUCUCUUCAAAGUCUGUAAAUAAGGUUAUAUACUGAUAUAAUAUAGGAAUUAGGCACUAAUAUUUAAAUGAAUUACACAUCUGUGAUACUAUUUUGAUCACUUACUCCAUGAAAGGGCAUAACUUAUGGUCUCAGUAACCUGUGCUGAAAACCAAGUGGUGAACAUAGUAGUGUUUGAGGUUCAUGAUACUUGUAUAUUUAGAUUAGGUAUAGUUGAAACAUUUACUUAUCAGUUCAUAGUGAUUGUCAAACCACCCUUCGCUGCAUGCAUGUGUCAAGCUUUUUUUUUUGUUUUAACGAUUUUAGGAAAAACACCAAUACCGUAUUUGUUUUUGUAUUUCCUAGAGUUCUGUCUUAGUGCUGUCGUGUUUUCCUGACUGAAAUAAGAGAUUAUCUGGUUUAUAAUUGUACUGUUUUAAUCAUGACUUUUUUAAAGCUGUUUUAGCGUUAGGUUAGUGUGUGGAAGUAUUUUUUUAAGUAAAAUUAGUUUUCCACCGUUUAAUUUUUUACAAAUGUUAACCAAAUAUUCUAAAUUUUAUUUAUAAAUUUUAAAUCAAGUAAUAUUUUAAAAUUAUUGUUAUCAAAUUGCGAUUUUUAAAUGUUUAUAAGUUAGUUCCUAAUAGCAAAUGAUACUGUGUAUCUCUACAAGUAUCCAGCUUAUAAAUAUUAUCUUCAACUAGGUUUUUGUUAAUUGUGGUGUCCUUCAACUGGUUUGAUAAUUGUUUACCAAUGCAGACUGCAAUGUAACAAUAAAGGUUAUUUAUAAAUAAAUGUAAAAUUUAUAAAGUUUACUACGCUUUAUAGAAUUGAAGACCCUUGCACAGUUACCUCAAGUAUUAUUGUGUGAUACAUUCAAAAAUUAGUAAGAUAAAAGAUACCAUAAAUACAUUUUGAAAUGUCAAGCAAAGGUUCUCUGGGUUUUGUAAAAGUCUAGCUUUAACCUUUUUUCUUAAGUAAAUUCAUGCAAAGAAAAACAACAAUGGCUGUAUAUUUUAGGCAUUAUUGUCAAUAGCAUGAAAUGUAUUUAACGUUCUCAAGUGGUGAUAUUAUUAUCGACUGGUCGUUUCAAUUACUCUAUGGAUCCGUAAUGGUUUCUUGUUUGUGUGGGCACUGAAGUGUAACAUAUGAAACAUCUGUUUUUGCUGCUAUAAAUUGUUGGUAAAACUCAAUAAAGAAGACUACCUUAUUUAAACUUA